Lutra lutra (Eurasian river otter) is the source of this 7660-nucleotide messenger RNA. RefSeq names its product very low density lipoprotein receptor (gene VLDLR). The transcript is spliced from 19 exons. The record is from RefSeq and is a predicted model, not a curated record. Lineage: Eukaryota; Metazoa; Chordata; Mammalia; Carnivora; Mustelidae. Gene Ontology annotation, molecular function: protein binding; calcium ion binding. Bases 61 to 2682 code for a protein of 873 amino acids.
UGUUGUGCGGAGCUAGCGAGCGGCGGCGGCGGCGGCGGCGGCACCAUCCAGGCGGGCACCAUGGGCACGUCCGCGCGCUGGGCGCUCUGGCUGCUGCUCGCGCUGUGCUGGGCGCCCCGGGAAAGCCGCGCCACCGGAGCGGGAAGAAAAGCCAAAUGUGAACCCUCCCAAUUCCAGUGCACAAACGGCCGCUGUAUUACGUUGCUGUGGAAAUGCGACGGGGACGAAGACUGCGCUGACGGCAGUGAUGAAAAGAACUGUGUGAAGAAGACAUGUGCCGAGUCAGACUUUGUGUGCAACAAUGGCCAGUGCGUCCCCAGCCGGUGGCAGUGUGACGGGGAUCCCGACUGCGAAGACGGCUCUGAUGAAAACCCAGAACAGUGCCAUAUGAGAACAUGCCGCAUAAACGAAAUCAGCUGUGGCGCCCGGUCCACUCAGUGUAUCCCCGUGUCCUGGCGGUGUGAUGGUGAAAAUGAUUGUGACAGUGGCGAAGAUGAAGAGAACUGUGGCAAUAUUACGUGCAGCCCCGACGAGUUCACCUGCUCCAGCGGCCGCUGCAUCUCCAGGAAUUUCGUCUGCAACGGCCAAGACGACUGCAGCGACGGCAGCGACGAGCUGGCGUGUGCGCCCCCCACGUGCGGCGCGCACGAGUUCCAGUGCGGCACCUCGUCCUGCAUCCCCCUCAGCUGGGUGUGCGACGACGACGCCGACUGCUCCGACCAGUCCGACGAGUCGCUGGAGCAGUGCGGCCGCCAGCCCGUGAUGCACGCCAAGUGCCCAGCCAGCGAGACCCAGUGCGGCUCCGGCGAGUGCAUCCACAAGAAGUGGCGCUGCGAUGGGGACCCCGACUGCAAAGACGGCAGUGACGAGGUCAACUGUCCUUCGCGCACCUGCCGCCCUGACCAGUUCCAGUGCGAGGACGGGAGCUGCAUCCACGGCAGCAGGCAGUGCAACGGCAUCCGGGACUGCGUGGACGGCUCUGACGAGGUCAACUGCAAAAACGUCAAUCAGUGCUUGGGCCCUGGCAAGUUCAAGUGCAGAAGUGGGGAGUGCAUAGAUAUCGGUAAAGUAUGUAACCAGGAGCAGGACUGCAGGGACUGGAGUGACGAGCCCCUGAAAGAAUGUCAUGUAAACGAAUGCUUGGUUAAUAAUGGCGGCUGUUCUCACAUCUGCAAAGACCUCGUGAUAGGCUACGAAUGUGACUGCGCAGCUGGGUUUGAACUGAUAGAUAAGAAAAUCUGCGGAGAUAUUGAUGAAUGCCAAAACCCGGGAAUCUGCAGCCAAAUUUGUAUCAACUUAAAAGGCGGUUACAAGUGUGAAUGUAGUCGGGGCUAUCAGAUGGAUCUUGCCACUGGCGUGUGCAAGGCAGUAGGCAAAGAGCCAAGUCUGAUCUUCACGAAUCGAAGAGACAUCCGGAAGAUUGGCUUGGAGAGGAAGGAAUAUAUCCAACUAGUGGAACAGCUAAGAAACACUGUAGCCCUUGAUGCAGACAUUGCUGCUCAGAAACUGUUCUGGGCUGAUCUAAGUCAGAAGGCCAUCUUCAGUGCCUCAAUUGAUGACAAGGUUGGUAGACAUGUUAAAAUGAUCGACAAUGUCUAUAAUCCUGCAGCCAUCGCUGUUGAUUGGGUGUACAAAACCAUCUACUGGACUGAUGUGGCUUCUAAGACUAUUUCAGUAGCUACCCUGGAUGGAACCAAGAGGAAGUUCCUGUUUAACUCGGACUUGCGGGAGCCCGCCUCCCUCGCUCUGGACCCACUGUCUGGCUUUGUGUACUGGUCAGACUGGGGAGAACCAGCUAAAAUAGAAAAAGCAGGAAUGAAUGGAUUUGAUAGGCGGCCCCUGGUGACAGUGGACAUCCAGUGGCCUAAUGGAAUUACACUCGACCUUAUAAAGAGUCGUCUCUACUGGCUUGACUCCAAGUUGCACAUGUUGUCCAGUGUGGACUUGAAUGGCCAAGAUCGCAGGAUUGUCCUCAAGUCUCUGGAGUUCCUAGCUCACCCUCUUGCGCUGACAAUAUUUGAGGAUCGUGUCUACUGGAUAGAUGGAGAAAAUGAAGCCGUCUACGGUGCCAAUAAAUUCACUGGGUCAGAGCUGGCCACUCUGGUCAACAACCUUAAUGAUGCCCAAGACAUCAUUGUGUAUCACGAACUCGUGCAGCCAUCAGGUAAAAACUGGUGUGAAGAAGACAUGCCCAAUGGAGGCUGUGAAUACCUGUGCCUGCCGGCCCCACAGAUUAACGAUCACUCUCCGAAGUACACCUGUUCCUGUCCCAAUGGGUACAGGCUGGAGGAGAACGGCCGGGAGUGCCACAGUUCUGCAACUCCUGUGACUUACAGUGAGACAAAAGGUAUCCACACAACAGAAAUUUCACCAACUACUGGACUAGUUCCUGGAGGGAUCAAUGUGACCACAGCCGUAUCUGAAGCCACUGUCCCCCCGAGAGGCACGUCUGCUGCCUGGGCCAUCCUUCCUCUCUUGCUCUUGGCAAUGGCGGCAGUAGGUGGCUACUUGAUGUGGCGAAACUGGCAGCACAAGAACAUGAAAAGCAUGAACUUUGACAAUCCUGUGUACUUGAAGACUACUGAAGAGGACCUGUCAAUAGACAUUGGGAGACACAGUGCUUCUGUUGGACACACGUACCCAGCAAUAUCAGUUGUAAGCACAGACGAUGACCUAGCUUGACUUCAGAGACGAGUCUUGACCUCUGAGGUCUAAAACCAAUAACCCUCCACUUCGAAAUGGUAACUGAGCCAGCACCUGAAGUCUUUCUUCCUCCAUUCUGGAAGAACAUCAAGAUGUCUUUAAGUGGAUCAAGCUUGUAUACUUGACCAUUUUUAUAUUACUUUUGUAAAUAUUCCUGUCCACAUUCUAUUUCAGCUUUGGAUAUGGUUACCAAGUAUCUAACCUUGAGUUUCUAGACAGUAUUGCCACAUCUGGCCAAAUAUGCACUUUCCCUAGAAAGCCAUAGUCCAGCAAUGACCCUUGUGCUAUAAGUGUACACCAUCUGUACAGACAUUGUAUAGGCCAUCUGUAAAUAUCCCAGAGAACAAUCACUAUUCUUAAGCACUUUGAAAAUAUUUCUAUGUAAAUUAUUGUAAACUUUUUCAAUGGUUGGGACAAUGGCAAUAGGAUAAAACGGGUUACUAAGAUGAAAUUGCCAAAAAAUUUGUAAACUAAUUUUGUACGUAUGAAUGAAAUCUUUGACCUCCGUGGAGGUUAGUAAAGACUGAGUGUUCAAACUACUGUACAUUUCUUUUUCAAGUGCUAAAACAAUUAAACCAAGCAGCUUAACCAUGGUUUCUGCCUAUUCCUCCAGGAAAAAUUUCUGUCGAUGGCCUGAGUAGUAGCAAGCAUUCUAAGUAUAUGAGCUAGAUAAUACAAAUCGAGUAUAUGAGUACAGACCUUGAUGUUGCAUAACUGGGCCUAUAUAUUGGCUAGUUUCUCUUAGAACCAAGUACUAAAAGAACAAAGUACCAUUUAAUAUUUGCUCCUGAAAUAUUUAUUUUUGGUUAAAGAAGCUAGCUUAGCCUGUACCUAGAAUUCCUCUAGGAGGAAUUUAGAGGCAAGUUCCUUUUCUGACUCAUUUGUUUCCUGACCUAGAAACCUAUGUUAAGAUUUCUAGCAAUUCUGCUUCUUCAUUCCUAAGUCUCUGUUUUCCAUGUUCUGUCAUUAUAUGUAGCUCCAGGACAGUGGGAAUUUCAUAGAAAUGGAAAUUUCAUGGAAAAUCUGUAGUAGCUUCCCAUUUUUCAGUCUGGCUGGCAUACAAUCCUUCUGUGGACAAUGUCUGAAACCCUUAAUAUGAAGAACAGAUAAGAAAUUUGGGCAGAAGAAAUAGGAGCACAGGACUUUAAAUAAGUUUUCCAUCAGAUUGGCCAUUACUGCCUUUCCCUAAAAUCUCAGGAUGUGAGCAAACAAGGGACGACAUGAGAUUUGGAGCCCUGGGAAGAUGCUUUAAUUUCAACAGGAGAGGGGAGGGAGUCUACUAUAGAUGUGACUCCUCUUGGGACUCACUGACCAAUGCAGGAGCAAAAGGAUGAAGAGAUCCUCUGAGUAACUAAAGGGUUGGGUGGGUGACUCCUAUUCUGCUUGGGCGUGGAAUGUAAGUAAGGCAGUUGACACCUUGCUUGUGGUUCAGGUGGAGACCAAUGAUCUUAGAGGAAGCUGCUUCUGCCAUAUUGCUUCAUAGACACCCUGUUGUGAUUUCGGUCAAAUCUAUGAAAGUGAAAGAAUAGGCAUGGUUUGGGUUUUUGGGGGGCGCAGGAGGGGGGCAGCAUGUGCAAGUCUGGCGUAUAGCUGUCAAGGAAGGACUCUGUGUUUUCCCCCUUUUGCUUCCUUUUCAAAAAGUCAUUACACUAAACAGGUUGUGGCCUGCUGACACAGGGUAUCAGAAGUGCCCCUUGUGGUAAGUAGGUUCGUGUUCAUUGAAUCUCAACUCUGAAGGCCAUUUGGUUGACUAGUACUUUGACCCUGCUCUGAAACAAAACCCAACUAUUUCUUUUUUUAAUCGGAGCAACACAAAAUUCCCACCUAGGAAGCUUGAAGAUAGCAGUGCAUUCCCCCAUUACAAGGACUGUAUAGUAUUAAUGUCAAGGCCCAAAGCCAUAGUUUUUAAGAAUAAAAUCAAGCAUUAUUCUCUACUGUCUUCUCUCAGAUUCCAGUCCAGUUCUAGGUCCCACUCUCCAACCUUCAAAGAGUCUCAAGUAUUUCCUUCUUUGACCUUGCCCUACACCAGUAGCUAAGAACAGAAACUCUACCUGAAGAGUUGAAAAAAAUCAAGUAACUAGAUAUUUCUACUGAAAUCAGAAUAGGUAAUACGACUAGUUAAUUCGCACGUACAAUAGUUCAUGACGAACUAGAGCCUUGGGCUUCAGUAUCCAAAUAAUAACAAUAAGAAUCCUACAUGAAACAUACAGGUGUAAAUUUGCUGUAUCUGUAUAGUUUACUAGAGAAGAUGAGAAUUGGUUAAGAGGUAGAAUAGGAAGCUUAUCUAACACUAAGAGAGGGUGUUUGGAGUUAAAUGUGUUAUACAAAGUCACUGAAUGUGGGUCCUCCAUGGACUUUAGGAAUUGCUACAAAGUUUGAUAAAAGAUGAGUAAACAAAGUUGUGACACCUGGUAAAGAAAUCCGGCCGAGUCCCUGAGUCCAAACUCUUAAGUGACAUGUACAAGCUAUCUAUUUGGCAAAAAAAGAAUCCCAGCUCCCUGAAGACAUUCUUACAGUUAAAUUAGACCUAUGGCAUCAUCCUCAAGCCUAUGGUGUUCUAGUCUUGAUGAACACAAGGCGAAAAAGAAAGAGACAGACUUCAGCUUUGGCACUUACUUAUGUUCCUUGUAUCUUUGGAAGUCAGAUAGCCCUUCUCAAAAAAAAAAAGAAAAAAAUGACAAGACAGGCUUUGAAUAGCAAAACUAUAGGACAAUUCAAGAACAAACUCUAAUACUGAGAAAUGGGAGAACUGAAGUAUACCUUUUAACUAUUCUCACCCCCAAAGCAAAAGAUUUGGGGGGAGCAUUCUGUGUCAUGGAGCAUGACUCGAGGAAUUUCCUAGAAUUCUUACCUAGUGAAGACCCCAAACAGAAGCUGGAAUCCUUGAUUUCAGUGGCAGGGAAACUCACAAGAGGCAUAUGCACUUUUGCUCUGAUAACUUAGGUCCAAAAAAUUAGAAGACAACCUGCUAGUCUUGAUCACUCAAUUUGAGCUCCUCAGUUUCAUCAUCAAGGAUCCAGCUUGACUCUUAGGGAAAAAUUUGGAAUUCUAUGUUCACCAUGGACCUAAACUGUGGAGGCUUAAGAAUACACGGAAGUAGAAAAGUCUUCAAAUAUACCUUGUUUCCAAAUAUAGGGGACGUUUUUGUGCAUACACCCCCCUUGUCUGCUUUCGUAGAUCAAAAGCUGAAUGAGAGUUAUCAGUGGGGGUCCACAGUUACGUUAUUAAGGAACAGAUUACAGAAGUGUCUCAACUCUCUAUUGUCUCUCCCGAAUCCGUUGAGCAUUUCCAAGCCUGGUUCAUUCAGGAAACAAGGAUGUAGUAGACUAUUGACUGACAGUCUCUCUGUAAACCUUCCACCAGGGUUGUAGAAGCCAGCAUCAAACAGGCUGAAGGUGGGGUACAGGAUCUUCAGGGGACCCUGGGCCUGUCGAUAGUUUUCUUUUUCAUUGUGCUUAUGGGGCAAGUGAGAUUAUCAGCAAGGAAGUUCCCAAGCAUGGACUCUGGUGUCAGGCUUGAUGUGGUAGCUUGGGCAAGCUCCUGAUCCCCUCAGUAAAUGGACCUGAUGGGGACUGUGUUGCCGUGCCACAGCGAGGGUUAAGGAGAAUGCAGACAAGUGCUCAGCAUGGUGUCUGGCAUCUAGUGGGUCCAAAGCAAGUGUUAACUGCUGGAGAUCACUCUCCAGCCAAUGCCUCUCUCUGUAUUCGUUGUGGCAUGACCUAGAAACUGGCAUGUGACUUUACCAAUGAGAGUUACAGUAACCUGACUCAUUAUUGAGCGUAGCAUGCAUUAGACCUUGGCCCAAGGGUUUUCCGCUACACCUGUCUGAUAGGAUCUAAGUGUGACAUUCAGGUAGUGACAUCACCUUUAUAUGGUUAAAAAAAAAAAGUUCAAGGGUUACAUGAUUUAAACCCUAGACAUGUAGCCAGUGUGUUUCUGUCCCAACCUUUGACUUUACUGUCUGGAACAUGGAAACAAAUACUUGGUGGCCUACACAGUAUUUGGACAGCAGCUAAAGCACCUCGAAUCUCCCUUAAUUUCUUACUAGUUUAAUAGUGUGCUAUUUUAUUUAAUCUUUACAACAACUCAAAUAGGUAAGUGUCUUCAUUUUAUAGAUGUGAAAAAUGAGACCACAGAUGGCAUGGGGAUUCCAAACCCUACGUUCUCACUGCCGUUACCGCUCAGAAAAGGAGGCAGAGCUGUGUAAAGGUUAAGCUGGACAUCACACUACAUGUUUGCAGAGUCCCCUUUACUGCUGACAGAAGCAUCCUUCAGCAGUCUCCCUGUGUCUCAGAUGCCCUCAAUGGCUGGCAUCCAAUAUGGCGGCUCACUGAAAGACUAACACCAGCACCACAUCAGGUCGGCGCAGAAGAACGUUGUUGGUUCUGUGCCCAUGCCUCGAGAUGCCAGAAGUUCCAGAAUUGUUCUCCUUGUGAAGUAGAAGUAGACUACUGGAUUGCAAAGUAAAAGAAGAAGACCCCCUGAUGGAGUUUAUGGACAUGCAACAUCCCUCCCAUAUAUAAAGACACUGGGGAAACAAACUGUAAGUCCUCCAUCGUAAAGCUCUCGUAAGGAAAGAUGUGCCCAAGACGACGGGGAGAACUGUGACUUGGGACAAGUGACAGAUCUUAGCUAUUCUGGAAUCGACCCCUGAGACCUGCUUAUCUCUCAACUUAUACACACGUGCGGGGUGGGGGAAGAAUUCUUCGCGCAAAAUGACUGGCUUUGAAAAACUAUCUGGCCCCUUUUAAAAUGUCACUCGAUACCAAAAUGUGACUUUAGAGCAUGUAAUGCCUCAGGAGCCCAGAGCAUACAACCACAUUACCGUGCUCAGGAUCUUCAGAAUUCUAGAAACAUACGUUGGAAUGUGUCUAGUCCUGCUGACCUGUAGAUAAGCGUUUUUCUUUCAUUAAUGAACUGUACAUGUAACUUAAAUAAAAGUUUAUUUUUGAGAUGA